Spirodela intermedia is the source of this 4386-nucleotide messenger RNA. Lineage: Eukaryota; Viridiplantae; Streptophyta; Magnoliopsida; Alismatales; Araceae. The record is from the annotation of a GenBank genome assembly.
AUGAGCGCGUCUAGAUUCAUAAAGUGCGUCACUGUGGGGGAUGGUGCUGUUGGCAAAACCUGUAUGCUAAUAUCCUACACCAGUAACACCUUUCCAACGGUGGGUUUUCCACUCUCCUUCGCCCUUUUUUGUUUUCGUUUGUCCUCUCUCUCGAUCAAUUGCUUUUUACAUUCCUGAUUUUCUCUUUUGUGAAUUCAAUCCUUCUAUUUUCGGUUCCGAUGGAGGGGACUGGAUCCACGAUUCCCCUUCUCUUAGAUUUUUCAUAUAAAUUGUUGCACUUGAGAUAAAAUCACUUAUUUUGUCGCGUGGUAAGAUUUAGUAAGGUUGAGGUUAUGCUGCUGUGAGGACACAUUGUUAGGGGACUGAAGCUUUGCUUUAGUCGACCAAAUCCAAGGUUAGGAUGUUCAAUUAGAGCUUUUUAGAUUAUUAGCGCUUAGGUUUUCGGAUCAGUGAUUCCACCAAUAUCAAACAAUAUUCUUCCCAUGAUGCGCCUUUCACUUUUCACCUCUUCCCUUCAUUCCACAAACAGAAAAAAUGGAGGAAAAUGUGAAGCUGGUCAUUAUAAUUCCUUUUGUUGAAAACGGAGAGAAUUACAGGUGAUUUAGAUAGAUACGUGAUUCAUUCCUUCUUUUUGUAAAAUAUCUAGCAUGCUUAAACUCUUGACAUUGUUACUGUAGAGCUGUUAUAAAGUGAAAUAUUCAUUUUAACCGAUCGCCUGUUAUAAUCGACGUGUUUACUAUCUAACUCUGAAUGCUUGUGUAUUCUGUCCAUUUCCGUAUCUUCAUUAACAUUUUGGAUCACUAGCAGUGUCCUGGUGUAUAAUAUGGAUUUCAAUUUUAUUUUUUUUCAUAAGUAGUCAUAUUUAUUGUCUUGAAGAGCAGGAUUACGUACCAACAGUUUUUGACAACUUCAGUGCAAAUGUGGUGGUGGAUGGUAGCACUGUUAACCUAGGCUUGUGGGAUACAGCAGGUAGAGUUCUGUUGCAGCUAUUGUUUGCGUAUACAAAUUAUAGAUAACAACAUUUUAAAAUGAUUGAUAAUCUCAUACGUUGGUAUUAUCCUUUCUUAUGAAUUGACCAGGCCAGGAAGAUUACAAUAGGCUAAGACCUUUAAGCUAUCGUGGUGCGGAUGUCUUUCUGCUUGCAUUCUCUCUUAUUAGUAAGGCCAGCUAUGAAAAUGUCACAAAGAAGGUGAGAGCCAUAUAUUCUAUUUGAACCUUUGUUCCGUGCUACAUAAUGUUGCUUCUAACCAUGGUGAAUACGUCGCUUAUUUUUCCUUUUCCAGUGGAUUCCAGAACUGAGGCAUUAUGCACCUGGUGUUCCAAUAAUUCUUGUUGGGACAAAACUCGGUACUUACAUUCCUUUGAUAUAUUUUCUCAGAAAAUUCCUUGACUUUAUUUUUCUAUCUGCCGAACAAUAUAAUUGUUUCUGUCUAUGACAUCAAUUUGUGUGAUCUUUGUAUAUCCAUUCAUUUAACUUGCCGUAAUGGAGAGUCCGCGCAAGAGAGCAUGCUGGUGUAAUAGGUUCAGUGCCUGUUAAAUGUAAAAUAGUUUCAGUUGUGAUUCAUGACUCUGAGUUUCCAGCUAUCUCUAUCGAUUUUACUUACUACAACACUAGUUGUUUUGCUGCAAUUUAAGAUAAUGAAAAAUUUUCAUUUCUAGAAAUGAACUGGAUAAUUUGAAUAUCAAUAAUACAAUAAAAAGUUUAGAUGUUGUAUUUUUGUAUGAUUCUAUAUAAGCAUUUUUUUAUUGCAAGAACCGGUAUUAUCUUUGAUAAUAUGCGUUUCCAUGUGUGCGGCAAUGAAUGAGGCAUCACAGAUUGCAUCUGAUUUUUCGGCCUUUCAACUAUCUGGACGAGAUUACUGAUGAAUAUUAUUAAAAUACUGGAACUGGGUCUUUUUGGAAAAUAAUAGAUAGUUGACUAAUUCAGUUGAUUAGUUUAUUUAGGGUGCUUUUCUGAAAUGUGUCAUUUAAAUUUUGUUUUAAGUACUCAUGAAAUAAUCCUUUGAAAGUUCUAUUGAAUGACGAAGAAAUUUUUUCGGGGUUUUAUUAUCUUUCUUAUCGUGCACUUCAUUCAAUUUCCUCCAAAGAAAUCGAAGGCUAUUACGUAUUCCAGUGAAGUGGUCGAUGUAACUGUUUUAUACGUCCUUUCUGGUCAUGUCCUGUGGGUGCUCCAAUUUCUCACCCUCUUACGGGCUCAGUUAAUCUUAACGUCUUCUUAUUUUUUCGUUCUGUGCUUGACUGGUAUGCUCACAUCUGUCCUCUUCAAAGUGAUAGCUUCCCACCUUUUCGUAUUAAUGCUUCGGUUCAUGUAGAUUUUUCAUUCUUUAAACCAUAGUUUUAGCGACUAGACCUUCGUUUAAUUUUAUGUCUAUCAUGCAGAGUUUUUGAUCUUCUGCAUGUUUAGCUAUAAUGUCCUGAUUUGCAAUCGUUUCUUUUAGGAACAAAUACUAAUACCUGGACUAAAUUUAUUUUUCACUGAUAUUAGAGUGCUUGGUGUUAGCAAUGCUUUUCGAUAUCAUCGAGUUGGAGCGUUUCAUCCCUCAUGUUCUUGAAGUAGGCAGAUGAAGUAUUUUCUGGACUCUCACUUCAAUAGUAUUUCGUGUUUUGCUUUCCCCAUUUAGGUUUUUCUGGUACUUGUUUCAAAAUAUGCCUUCUGAGGUUCCUAGUCAUUAUUAAGGCCUCUCGAAGGGGUCAAGCACCCAGGCAAUUUUCACUGCAUAUGAUUUAUUUUUCUAAAAAAUAAUGUAGUUAUGUUUGGAUUUACGUUCUUGUCAUCUUCUUUUUUUUUCAUUCACGAAUUAGUUUCAAAAUUUUAAUUUUUUCCUCUUCAUUACGCAAUGCAUUAAAAUAUCAUCAUAAAGGAUGGCAACUCGCUGACACGUUUGUCUGGAGAAAAAUAGGGCUAUUUGUUGUGAAGGUCUCGGAAUUAUCCUAAAUUAGCAAAAUAUUACAUAUUUUCUGGAUUUAAGAAUAGGCGCCCAAAAACCUUGGGUAUUGGAAAAUAAGCGCUUGAUUUGAUAGACCAAUUAUUUAUUUAAAGUUUUCCUGGUGGCUAUUAUUAGAUGGCAUUAUAUUUUUUUCACCAAAAAAAAAAACUGCAUGCCUUUUAAGAGAUCAUAAUUACGUUAAUAAGGUUUCAAUUUACUAAAAAUCGAGUCAGGCUUGAACAGGUUCCCAAGGGGAGUUGAGCUUGCCCAUCUUCCCGACUUGGGCAAGAUUUUUUAAAUCAAACCCUUGAUUUAUUGCUUCAUAUGCCAACCACGCAGCUGGUUGUCAUGGAUAUGUAUAGUAAUUUUCUUUUACAUUCAUCAUUCCUGCCUGCCCUUUCUUUCCGAGAAAUCCGUUACAAGUUGUUCCACCAAUGAUAUUCCCCAAAGAGAUGGCACUUCUUAGUUGACUCUCUUUUCCUCCGGAAGCUUUUAGGUGUUAGAUUCCUGUGAUGCCGGGUUUUCUACUUCUCGUCUCCAUCAAGGUUGACUCCAUACCUGCUAUGUUUUGCAUUCAUCUGUUGUUCUUGACGACGACUCUGGCGAAGAACAGCUCCCCAUGCUGCCCCCCAUACUACCUGUCUUUGCGGUCUGAGAACAAUCAUUUCAUAUUCAGAUCUUCAUCCGUUUUGGUUCCCAACUAUUCUGGUGAAGUGAAAUCGGACUACUUGUUCUAUAAAUUGCGUACCUUCUUCCAUUGGUUUCCUUUUCAAUGGAGGGUUUUUUUCAUAAUUUUUCCUUCUGGGGCAAUCUGGUGUUCAUAUCUCCAUCUGUUUGAAGAUUAAGAUCACUCGAAAUCAGAUUAGAUCCCAUAGAUAGAAGUUUAGGUCGAGAAAUCAUCAGAACACCCUGUGGGUUGCUGCUGAUGAACAGAACGAUGUGGGCUCAUGUGACUGACUGAAAGCAAUAGAAUCUACCCAGAUAAUGGUCUAUCCGACGGAUCUUUUGUGAUUUUUGCUGCAGAUCUUCGGGAAGAUGAGCAGUUUUUCAUAGACCACCCUGGUGCUGUGCCCAUUUCAACGGCUCAGGUGGGCGCGCCGCCAUCUCUAAAGCUUUAUUGAUCUUCUUCUGUGAUGUUCCGGUGAGGAUUGUGGGGGCGUUGACUUUUUCUAUCUUGGUCUUCAGGGGGAGGAGCUGAAGAGGCUGAUAGGAGCCCCCGCCUACAUCGAGUGCAGUUCCAAGACGCAGCAGGUAUCUAUCUCCCUUCUCCUCUUCCCUCCUCGGCUUUCCUGACCUCGGACAUGGCGGCUCUGUUUUCUGAGUUUUCCUUGGAAUCCGCGGUGAUCCUCAGAAUGUGAAGGCCGUCUUCGAUGCCGCCAUCAAGGUGGUGCUCCAGCCGCCCAAGCAGAAGAAGAAGAAGAAGAAGAGCAAGUCCCAGAAGGGCUGCUCCAUAUUGUGA